This is a messenger RNA of Pochonia chlamydosporia 170, 2403 nucleotides long. RefSeq names its product nitrogen assimilation transcription factor nirA. Gene Ontology annotation, molecular function: zinc ion binding; DNA-binding transcription factor activity, RNA polymerase II-specific; DNA binding. The record is from RefSeq and is a predicted model, not a curated record. The transcript has 5 exons. Gene Ontology annotation, biological process: regulation of DNA-templated transcription; DNA-templated transcription. The coding region runs from base 1 to 2403 and encodes 800 amino acids. NCBI's taxonomy places the organism in Eukaryota, Fungi, Ascomycota, Sordariomycetes, Hypocreales, Clavicipitaceae.
AUGGACAGAGACAGCGAUAGCCAGACCCCGUCGGGUCCGAGCCAACCUAGUACUCACAAUACCCCCCAAGGAACAGCUACUACUAGCACACAGUCGCAAAAUCACCCUACACCUGCCGCCUCGUCCUCUUCGUCGUCGAAACCAUCAGCUAGUAACCCGCAGAAUUCUAAGCGAAGGAGAGGUCUGGGCGUCGUCACGCCCAAUGCGUGCACAGAAUGUCGCAAGAAGAGAGCAAAGUGCGAUGGCCAACGGCCAUGUGGGCGCUGCAAAGCCCAAAAGGACAUCGAGUGUGUCUACGAGAUCCCCGUACGCCAAUCUAAAGAGAACCUCCGAACAGAAAUUGAGAGCCUCCGUGUUCGUCAGCGGUCCAGCGAUCAAGUAUUUGCUGCUCUUGUCAGACCAGAUCUAUGGGAAGAGGUGCUACGGAGGCUCCGGGGAGGCCAGUCUGUGGAAAAUAUAUCCGACUGGCUGGGCACUGCGUUGUCGUCCGAUGUCAAUGCUGAUCCUAGAAUGGGUUCAGUGUCUGGUUUCGGCCCUGGGUCUUCUCGCGGCAUAGGCCAGCUCUCUCUCGGGGCUGACACCGGGACAGCUCAACAACCCAGUUUGCGAGGCGAGGGCCAACAACACAGCCCAUGGACAGUGAGCCAAGAAGGCUCAACAAGGAGCAACUCGUACCCGGAUGUCAUGAACUGGACUUCAGAUACCAUGUCCCGGCCGCCGCAGACGAGAGUAGGUUCAUGGGCGGAGAGCAUGCCUCCAGACCACAUGUCCGACACUAGUAUGCCGAGAUACCGGGGCCUCGAGCAAGUCCUGUCGCACUUGAGUGAAGCGGAAUGGAAAACGCCACCUCACUCAUGGACAGGCAUCACCAACGACCUUAACCUCGUGCAACACCUGCUGGCACUGUACUUUUGCUGGGAGUAUCCCACGUUUGCGUCGUUGAGUAAAGAACAUUUCUUGCAGGAUUUUCAGGAUGGACGGCAUCGAUACUGCUCCCCGAUUCUCGUAAACGCUCUCAUGGCUCUGGGAUGUCGCUUCUCAACCCAUCCCAUGACGCGGGCGAACCCCAACGACCCCUAUUCUUCAGGAGAUCACUUCUUCAAGGAGUCUCAGAGACUGUUCAAUCAAGAAACCGAUCACCACACUCUGACCACCAUUCAAGCCCUUGGGAUAAUGUCCAUUCGAGAAGCCAGCUGCGGACGGGACUCGGAAAGUUGGUAUUAUGCUGGACAGAGCAUAAGAUUGGCUGUUGAAAUGGGGUUGCAUCGCAUUCAGGACGGUUUGGACGAGGAUGAGCUGGCGGUCCAAGCUGCGACAUUUUGGGGUGCCUUUGCACUUGACCAUGCCUGGUCGUUGGCAACGGGAUCAUUACCGCAAUGCUCCUGUUUCCCUCACCUUCCACCAAAGCCUGGUAUCAUUGGCAACAUUGAGGCGUCCUUAUGGGUCCCGUAUACAGAUGAUGGAGCGCCACUGCAAAGAUCAUGUGAACAGCCGUCCAAUGUACGGUCUGUAUACAAGUGCUUUUGCGAGUUGAGCGAGCUGGUGCACCAGUCACUUUACAUCCUCCAUUCGCCGGGAAAGCCGUUGACGGCCAGAGAAUUGUUGAAGAUUUACACGCAAUAUCUGAAUUGGUAUGAUAGGAUACCAGAGGUAUUGCGGUUGGGUCACAAUUUUACUCCGGCCGUGUUAUUUGCGCACAUGUACUACCAUUUUGCGAUUCUUCUCCUCUUCCGCCCGCUUAUUAAACUGCGCAUCAUUGGGUCAAAGAUCCUGCCCAAGGAUGUAUGCUCCCAGGCGGCCGAUGCCAUCCAAGGCCUCCUCACGUCCUACUCGCAGCUGUAUACCCUUCGUCGAACACCGUCGUUUGUACCGUAUUUCGUUCUUACUGCGUCAAUAAUGCACCUGGCUAUCGGUGCCUCGGACGCACUCAACGUCAACCCGGGCAAAGUAACGCCUGCGGAUAUCAAAAAGGCAGUCAGAGUUGAUUCACGGGUCCAAGAGGCACUAAAGAGGGGCAUCGCCGAUCUGACAGAGAUGGCCCCUUGUCAUCACUUUGCGGAACAAGCACUCAACAUUCUGCGAUAUCUCGCCAAGAAGUGGAAUAUUGAAGUUGACUUUGAAAAUAAUAACUUGACACCAGAAGAUUACGAUCGGCUGGUGCGCCCAUACACGAGUAGUUUGAACUUUUUCGCUCCCAAUGUCGGGGUAGAGGAUUUUAUCUGUGAUUGGGGCUCAGGCAAUCGACUCGUGGGAAAUGAGCAGAAUAGACAGGUUGAAAAGGCGGCGGAAAGCAUACAGAACCCAUUAUUUUGGCCAUUCCCGAUGCAGGGACGGCCGAUCUUACCGACUGGAAAGGAAUUAGAACAGGCGGGAUUUGCCUUGCUGGCUCCGAACAGGGACUAA